ACCAACACAUCUCUCUCGGCUCGGGCUAAAGUGAAACUAUUUUUGGCAAGCUCUAAUUAAAGUUCCCGAAAGUUUUGGCUUGCGUGAGUGUAGUGCGCGCAGUGGCCGUGGUAUGGAUGGGAAUUACAUGGACUUUAACGUGAGGUGAAGCUUUAAACCGUCGAAUGAGCGCGAGGUGUUUUGACAAUGCCGGAAUUGAGCUCCUCUUUUGAGAGAGAAAUCUCAUCUUCACUUCACCUGCCUCAGCCCCCUCUUUGAUGCUGAAAUUUUGUUUUGACUGCCACUAAAAUUUGAGUUUAUUUUCUGGAGUCUCCAGUGUUAAGUGCAGUUUUGUAGGGUACAUGUUGGAGGAAUCAACACUAUCUCAUUGAGACUACCGACCUCGAUUAAGACGAACGAAAAUGCCGAACGUCGAGCUCAGCACUACAAAAACUGUUUUCAUCCUAUCGAUUGUUUUAGGAUGUUUCGCUAUUCUAUGGCCAAAAGUUUUUUACCCCAUGUUCCAGACUUCUGUCAACCAAUCACCAUCUCGAUCUUUCAAUUCAGAAGGUUGCUGUGAUGUUAUUUUUGAAAAAGACGUCAAUGUAAUCAAAAUUAUGAUGGACGUUUGCGAGAAAAUUUUGAGGAAAUCCAAUGAUUUUGAUUCAAAACUUUCUUUGGCUUUCCAACAAGGAAAACUAAAUAAACAAAUAAUCGAAAAAUGCCGCAGCGAGGUCUUAGAGAAAUGUAAUGUCGACAUUUCACUAUUCCUGACGGAGAAAGAUAAAAUAGGCAGAGGCCACAAACAUAUUCUAGAUGAAAUUAGAACUUUCAAUAGUUCAUUUUGUAUGAAAUAUAAUUUUGGUGUUACGCCUGGGCUACUUGGCACUCCUCGCCUGAUGAGAACUUUUAAAGAGGUUCAGUCAAAACAUCAACGGCCGGAAAGGUUACCACAUAUGCGCCCGGAGUUAAUGCAUCCAGCUUUGAGGGAACGCGGGCGUGCAAUCUUACAGUCUCAUGUGCCGCACUCGCAUGUCGUACCAAGAGUUGAAAACGAAAAUGUGUCACCACUGCCAAGACCAGGCCCUGUUCCCGGCAUGAGGCCUCCGAUGGGAGCAGCUGGUCAUGUGGUUCCACCACCAAAAACAGGGAGUACAGUUGGUAUUUUGAUGCCCAUGUACACCAUCUGUAUUGUUGUCUUCUUUGUAUACACCAUGUUGAGGAUACUGUUUCGGAAAGAAGAAGAACGGGAUUUAAAAGACUUACCGCCUGAUCCUGAAUUCCGUAGAGUAGUCUUCAAUGAGCCAAAAGCUUCUCCCACCCCUAAAGCCAACGGAAAACCUCAGGAAUCAUCAAAACUAGGAGAUAUAGAAAUUGAUCUUUUAAGGAAACGGCUAGAAGAGACUGAAGCUGCGAUGGAGAGGAUUGUUAAACAAAUGGUGUCAAUACCAACACCUUACCCAUCCGCUCAGCCAGAGGAGUCUCAGGUUCAAGGAAACGCAGAAAACAAAAGUGUGCAGAAGGAGGAUGAAGGACUGGAUACAAAACAGGUAGAGGAAGAUAUUGAUAAAGGUGCUGUUAAAGUAGUCAACAUUGAAAUGACUGAAAGUUUGACGGGGGGAAACCGAUGGAGUGAUUCUUUGACUCCGAGAAAUCGAAGUCCCUCACCAAUACCCGUGACUAAUCCUCCAGUUCCUGAACCAAUUGAAAUUUACCUCACAGGUUCUGUUCCAACAGAAUCGAAGCUCCUUGAGGCGGAAAAACUCUCUAACUUGAACCCGAGCUUGGAAACGGAAGAAAGCUUAGAAUCAGGGAAUGAUAUUUCGUCUCGUUUGAUCACCAUGACGGCAAUGGGUUACAGCUUAUUAUCAAAACUAAAAUCAUUAGAAUCUGAAGAAGAGGAACCAGCAUCUGAAGGAGAGUUGAAUGACAUAAAAGAAGCUAUGGAGGCAGAAGCCAAACUCGGAAGCAGAAUCUCAUCCGUCGAAUUUUCAUCCUCAGUUGAUACCGUCAUUGAAGCAGGGCAUCUGACAGAAGUUAAGCAGAACAUUGACACAGAAAGGACUGAGGAUGAGGAGGUGGAGAGUGAUCAAGAUGUGAAAGAUGAAACUAAGCUUCAAAAAGAAGACACUGAUGAUGAAGAAGAAGAAGAAGAAGAUGAUGAAGAAGAAGGAGACGAUGAAGAUGAAGAAGAAGAUGAAGUUGAAGAUGAUGAGAGAGAAGACGAAUCAAAUAAUUUGAAAAGGACUGAAAUGGAAAAGGAGUCAGUGAGUGCGGAAACGGCAAUGAAUGGAAAAGUAAAUCUGUCUGAAAAGAAUCAGGCAAAAGUUGAAAAUCCUGAAAGCUCUGAAUCAGAAGAAUCGGAAGAAGAGUCAGAAGGUUCUGAGGAACUGGAAGAAUCAGAGGAGUCAGAGGAAGUAGAAGCGGAGACUAACAGCAUUCGGCAACGGAAUAGGCAUGCGCAUCGCUGAUAACGGAAUAUUCUAAGUUCUUCUUUAAUAAUAUUGUAAUACCGUGCCUGUCAAUCGUUCUUCGACCACUGAAAUCUUUGCUCACGAUAAUUAUAACUCAUCAUUCUCAGUUUGUAGUGAGAGAAAAGUAAAAAAUAGAAAGUUUUUCUCGUAAUUUCAAAGGCAUUACUCAAUAUGAGCUUAUUUUAUCCUUUUUGUAUGUAAAUUUUAAAAGUAAAAAAUAGAAGAUACUUCUUUUGAUAAAAUUCGAAAUGUCACGGUCUGUCAAAUUUUCCUCAUGAAUUUUUAACAUCAACCUAAUUCAUAGGGUUUCUGAAGGUUUUCAAUUUCCAGCAAACAAUUUGAUCUACAAAUUAACUAGGUUAAAGUGGUUGUUCCCUUUUAAGAUGUAAUUUUUUUUUAAAAUUCAUAUUUCUUCCAAUAAUACGGUUUUUUUUUGCCUGUUGUUAUCUCAACAAGCUUUCCAUUUUCAAGGACACCUCAUUUACCAACAAUUCUAAGAGACCUCAUAAAUCCCAUCUUUAUCAUCUACAAUUUUUAAGGUUACUCUUUGUAUGAAAAAACGUUGACCAAUGAACUGCUCCUAUCAUUGGUGAGGAGUACUGUCUUUUGUUCAAGUGAGUAUGUUCUUAAUUGUAUCUUUUAAUUGAGAUCCUUUUAUCACCUAGAACCACAACAAGUUGUUCUCCUCACAGCCUUUAAGUAUAAAUUAACAUACCGCAUAGUGCACUAUUAAUGAUAUGUUUUGAAGAUCUUCAAAUUUGCCUUUAAUGUUCUCUUUGUAUUUAUGCACUAGUACCUACCAGGAAUUUUAAAAAAAAGAAAGAAAAAGAAGAAGUAAAAAUUGUGCCGAGUUUCAACGAAAUGAUAAAUAAAACCCCCUUUAUCGAACUAAGCAUUUUUCCCCUAUAAACAGAACUUCAAUUCACCGGCCUUGGCUUUGUUUUUUAUUUAACAAAUCUAGUCACAUUCAAUAUUACAUUUCAUGUGAUUUGUAUCAUCACACAGUAUUACCAAGUAUUUUUUCCAUUAUAAUUUUGUAUUUUUUCUUUGUUUAGCAUUGAUUUGUAAGUUUUCUGCCACCAUCAAUGUUUUAAGUAUUAUUAUGAAAUUAUUUGCCCCUGAACUCUUAAAUUUACCUGUGCAAUAAUAGAUUAGCAAUUUAAGUUUAUGUAGAAGGCUAGUUAUGAUGUUUGCUCGUGCAAACUUAUCAGGUCAGCUCCUUGUUUUACCAUUUACUUUCCGAUACACUAGUCCUUGUAAAAUAAACCGAUUUUCUCUCUUUUUAUUCUACCAAUUCUCGGAAUGGUUAACUUUUGGAGAUAAAUUAUUGUUUAAAUAAAGUUUGCAUCACUGGGCGAUGUACCAAAGUAAUUUUAAAGAAAUUAGAUUACCAACGUUCCAAUACAAAUUUUCUUGAGCAAUGAAAACAAGCACAAUCCACUUAAUUGUUGCCCGAUUCAUAUCAAAAUGAUUUUGUGUGUGAACAUUAAGGAAUCUGCAAAAGAUAAAUGAGUUUCCUAUUUUUUCCUUCUUGAAAGUUAACCCAUGCACCUAUUUUUAAUUUUACAUGGUGACAGCUUCACUGAUUCUUCUUCUUAAGUUAUAAUUUCUUUUGUAAUAGCUCAAAGUGUCCUCACACUAUCUGAUUUGUGCCAAAAAAGUGUUGGUUGAUUGCAACUAAUAUUAACAAUGUGUGUGAUGAGUAUUUUCUUUUUCUGUAUUCUUUAUGUUCUAUUUUACACUGUAAAUUUCCCUUUCUUUUUUGAUACGUAGCAUAGUAAAAUUUUUAACGUUAUGAAAUUAUA
This is a messenger RNA of Bemisia tabaci, 4258 nucleotides long. The record is from RefSeq and is a predicted model, not a curated record. Lineage: Eukaryota; Metazoa; Arthropoda; Insecta; Hemiptera; Aleyrodidae.